Messenger RNA from Caenorhabditis briggsae, 1962 nucleotides. RefSeq names its product Protein CBR-FCP-1 (gene Cbr-fcp-1). NCBI's taxonomy places the organism in Eukaryota, Metazoa, Nematoda, Chromadorea, Rhabditida, Rhabditidae. The transcript has 9 exons. The record is from RefSeq and is a predicted model, not a curated record. Gene Ontology annotation, molecular function: RNA polymerase II CTD heptapeptide repeat phosphatase activity. The coding region runs from base 1 to 1962 and encodes 653 amino acids. Gene Ontology annotation, cellular component: nucleus.
AUGGAAGUUCACUUCGAAGAAGACGGAGAGUGUACAGCUGGCCACCUGAAGGCUAUUGAUGGCACUUUCGUUCUGAAAGAUACAGUUCUGUUGGAGUUCAAAGUUAAUGGAGAAGUCGUUGGCAAAGUCAAGACGCCAUGUGAUGGCGUUGUCUCGUUUGGCAAGGGACUGAAGCCAGGUGUUCUAUUGGCUAAGGGGCAAGUGAUUGCUGUAAUGGCUGAAUGUCGUCAUGAUAUUGUGAUCAAAGAUAUGUGCGGAGAUUGUGGAAAAGAUUUGCGCGAGAAAGGAGGAAGAGCUGGGCAACGAAAAGAGCAAGCAACCGCGAAUGUGUCUAUGAUUCAUCACGUUCCGGAGUUGAUUGUGUCGGAUUCUCUAGCCAAGGAAAUUGGUUCGGCAGACGAGACAAAUUUGAUCACCACCAGAAAGUUAGUUCUCCUCGUUGAUCUCGAUCAAACAAUCAUUCACACAUCAGAUAAACCAAUGUCUGUAGACGCCGAGAAGCACAAGGAUAUCACCAAAUACAAUCUGCACUCGCGUGUCUACACCACGAAGCUGCGUCCACAUACCACCGAGUUUUUGAACAAAAUGUCAGCGAUGUACGAGAUGCAUAUUGUGACAUACGGACAGCGUCAGUAUGCUCAUAGGAUUGCUCAAAUCCUAGAUCCAGAUGCUCGUCUUUUUGGUCAGCGAAUUCUUUCCCGAGAUGAAUUGUUCUCAGCUCAACAUAAGACUAGAAACUUAAAAGCACUUUUUCCAUGUGGUGACAAUCUUGUUGUCAUUAUUGAUGAUCGCGCUGACGUUUGGCAGUAUUCUGAAGCUCUAAUUCAAAUCAAGCCGUAUCGUUUCUUCAAAGAAGUUGGAGAUAUCAAUGCACCAAAAAAUUCGAAAGAGCAAAUGCCGGUUCAAAUUGAAGACGACGCUCAUGAGGAUCGAGUUCUCGAAGAAAUUGAAAGAGUACUGACCAAUAUUCAUGAUAAGUAUUAUGAGAAACACGAUUUGAGAGAUGCGGAGCAACCAUUGCUUGAUGUGAAGGAAGUUAUCAAGGAUGAACGACAUAAAGUUCUCGAUGGUUGUGUUAUCGUGUUCUCAGGAAUUGUUCCAACUGGUGAGAAGCUUGAACGAACCGACAUAUACCGUCUGUGCAUGCAGUUUGGAGCCACCAUCGUUCCAGAGGUUACCGAUGAAGUCACACAUGUCGUUGGUGCUCGAUACGGAACACAAAAAAUCCAUCAAGCUCAUCGUCUCGGGAAGUUUGUCGUUACUGUGCAGUGGGUAUAUGCUUGUGUUGAAAAGUGGAUGAAAGCGGAUGAGAAGCAGUUCGAAUUGACGAAAGAAAGUACUCCACCAGUUGGACGUCCACUUGGAUCCAAGUAUGUCAGUGAUCUGUCUAAUAUGGAUACAAUCGGAAAGGCUGCAUUGGCGGAUAUGAAUAAUGAAGUUGACGAAGCUCUGUCUGAUGAAGACGAAGGUGAGGGAGAUGAUGAUGAUUCUGAUGAGCCAGAACGUCAAGAUGAGGAUGAAAUGAAACAGGAAAAAGGAAGCGAGGAGAAAAAGGAAGAAAUUGAAAGAAAGAUAGAGAAAACGGAUGAAAAAGAGAAGAAGGAAGAAAUGAAGGAAAAAGACAACAGGGGACAGAAAAGAAAAUAUUGCCCAGAAAUGGAUGAUGGGGAAGAGGAGUCGGAUUCGGAAGAGGAAGACGAUGAGGCUCCAAUGUCAUACAAGGCUCUUCUAUCCAGAUCUCGUAAAGAAGGAAGGAUCGUUCCUGAAACCGAUGAAGAUGAAGUUUAUGACGUGGAUGAUGAGAAGGGUCAUGUCGCUCCAACAAACAUGGAAGAUGAUGACAACGAAGAAGAUGAAGACCUUCCAGAUUCAGAUGACGAUGAUGAGUUUGAAGACAUGGCUGCUCUGAUCGAACGUCAGAUAAGCGAUGCUGCCGAUGAAAAGGACAACGAGAUGGAUUGA